UCUCGACUGGAGCAGCACAUGGCGUCUCAGUAUACCGCGUUCCGAGCGUACACCUGCAGAAGGUCAAGGUGGACACGGGGAUAACGAUGGGAUACCUCAUUCAAGAGGUAGGCAGUGGUAGCGCCGAGGAUGAGACUCGACUAGUGCUGAUCGUGGGUCACAGCUCUCGAAAAGAAGAAUGGGCUCCACUGGUCGACGUACUGCUCACUCAAUGGGAAAGAGGCUAUCCUGACAAAACACUCAAGGUUCUCACGUUCGAUAACCGCGGAGUGGGCGACUCGGACGCUCCGUGGGGCAAAUACUCCACAUCGGGUAUGACCCUGGACACAUUGGCACUGCUGGACACCAUCGGCUGGAAUACUGUUCACAUUGCUGGCGCUAGUUUGGGAGGAAUGAUCGCCCAGGAAAUCACUUUGGCAGCUCCCAACAGAGUCCAGUCGCUGUCGCUUGUAGCAACCAGCUCGGGGUCGUUCAUACCAGACACGUCUGCGUACUCGUCCAUUUUCACGACCAUAGUGUCGUCCGAUCCAACAAAAGUCACGAACGCCAUCCUAUCCUUCCUGUAUCCGGAACCGUUCUUAGCUAGCAAGAACGGAGAAAACGAGACAAUGCGGGACGUGCUGUACAAGUAUCAUAAGAAAAUGGUGACCACCUUGGGAGCUCCGUCUUCGUCCGGUGCAUUUGGCCAGUCGGCGGCUGCGAUGUUUCAUAGCGUCUCCAACAAGAAACUGCACAAAAUCCGCGACCAGGGAUUCCGGAUCCUCAUCGUUGCAGCGAAGCUGGACAAGUGUUUCGGUUUCUCGCACGGACUUCACCUCAAGAAAGAGCUUGCUAGUGACCACACGGAAUUUGUCGUCUACGAAGACGCCGGCCAUGGGUGCCUUUUGCAAUGCCUUGACGACAUAGCCGGUAAGCUCCUGGAGACUAUGCAGAGUGCUGGUGCCCCCUAAACUUUUCUUCGAAUGGUAGGGUAUAAUAGUAGCGAGUGCCUUAUCAAGAGUUAGUACUCGACCGCCUUCCUGCCUCUUGUUGACUUCCUAACAAAGAGUAUGUACAGUAUACUCAAAGAAGCCAUAUCUUCAUGCAGUGA
Messenger RNA from Phytophthora nicotianae INRA-310, 1090 nucleotides. RefSeq lists its product as hypothetical. The record is from RefSeq and is a predicted model, not a curated record. Lineage: Eukaryota; Oomycota; Peronosporomycetes; Peronosporales; Peronosporaceae. The transcript has a single exon. The coding region runs from base 87 to 950 and encodes 287 amino acids.